CAAACAAACUACAGUACCUGGUAAACAAGUAGCCUCAAGCAGGCUCGAGGCAAUCCAGAGACCCUUCUAUGAAAUGACAAUAUUCUGGAUCCGGUUACUGUCAUUUACUCCUACCACCACAAAGCAUACAUUCUCUCUUUCUUUACUUUUCCGCGCACACUCUCACCCGUAAAGCAGUCGGCGCGUAACGAACAGUCGGUGGGGUCAGUCACGGCGUUGCCGCAGCAGCUGUUUUGUCUCGCCGGGAGUACAGCACGCGCACGGCGGAGCAAAGUGCAAUCACAAGAUGAAUGCCACAGUCAAGCGCAAGUUCAAUGCGCUGCUCCAGGGCAUUGGGAACCGGCCCUCGACGGACGACCGCAGUCUCGCCGGUCCCGCACCCUCCUUACCUGCAUCGCAACGAUCCUCACCAUAUUCGAGGACCAUGGCCAGCGACAUCGACCUCCACAAGAAGCGCCGCGUCGGCGAUCCGACAGCGACCCCGGCCAGACACGCAACGUUAGAAGCCCAAGGCACCUCGAUGCAAUCAUCGCCCGCUAGCAUACGCAGCGUCCGGCCGAGCACCACCAUCUCCAACAUCACCCUGCGAAGAUGGACUCCGGGCGCCGCCAGCCCCGCGCCAGACGCAAGGGAAGGACAGCCGCCGCCGCCCAAGUACUGCCCGGCCGACCGCGACCAGCUUCUGCGACGUCUGACCACCUUUCAGGAGCUGACCGACUGGACGCCCAAGCCGGACCGCGUCAGCGAGGUUGAGUGGGCGAAGCGCGGCUGGGUGCGCCACGGCAAGGAGCGUGUUAAGUGCACGCUCUGCGCGGCCGAGCUGGUGGUCAACGUGAACCGGAGGGAGGUGGACGGCAAGGAGUUUGCGGUGCUGAUCGCGUCCGAGAUCGCCGAGUCGGUGGUGAACAAGUAUGUCGAGCUGAUCGUCGAGGCGCAUGCCGAGGACUGUCUGUGGAGGAGGAAAGGGUGUGACGACUCCCUCCUGCGCCUCCCGCUUCCCAACCCUAAACUGGCCCUCCAAGGCCUGCGCCAACGCUACGACGAACUCUGCGACCGCGCCGCCUUCCUGCCCUACGAAUCCACUCUGCGCCUUCCCCCGACCCUCAACCUCGACAAAGUCAUCACUUACCUCCCACCAACUUUCUUUAUCGACCCCCCGCCCCGCAACAACAAUAACAACAACAACAACACAACCACCAACCCCAAUUCCAACCCCACGUCCACAAUCGAGGCACCGACAACAACAACAACAACAACAACAACAACAACAACAACAACAACAAUAACAGCAACAGCAACACCACCAAGCAUCAACCGCCCCGCCCUGGCCCUGGCCCUCUUCGGCUGGCAAUCAUUGACGCACCCGACCCUGCACACGCCAAUCCCCAACAGCGCCUCCUGCCACACCUGCCUGCGCCGCCUGGGCCUGUGGAUGUUCAGACCGCGCUCGGAGCCGCCGCCGUCGUCGUCGUCGAACAGCCCCAAUGCAGCAGCGCCGCUGAUGGAUCACCUUGAUCCGCUGCGCGAGCACCGCUUCUUUUGCCCGUGGAAGAACCCUGCCGCGCAGCGAAAUCCUGGCGGCAAGGUACUAUCACUGGGGACGGUAGGAGGAGGAGGAGGACGAGGAAAGGGAGAAAGGGAGAGGGAGGAGAUGGCAGCGUGGGAGGUGUUGGUUACCGGCUUGAGGAACGAGGCGUUUAUUCGGGAGAAGAUCACUGGUCCUGGUAGUAAGAAUGAUAAUACUACGGGUAGUGGCGGUGGGAAGAAGAUGGGGAUGAUGGGGCAUGGGAGGAGCAAGAGUAGUGUUCCUGCGUCUGUUGCGUAUGGGGCAAUCGUCGGCGGUGGUGGUGGUGGUGGCGGGGAUGGGGAUGGGCAAGGCCCACCAAAGACGCCUGAGCGGCCGAUGACUGUGGCCGGGCAGCCGGGAGUACUAGUGGCAGAUGACGACGGGGAUAGGGAGGAGCAUGAAGAGGCCGAUGAUGAGGAGGCGAGGAAGAAGAAGGAUAUGGAUAUGAUGUCGCGGCUAAGGAGGGUUAAGAGCCUGUUUAAUACCAAGAAGGCUGGGGGAAGGUUGCGGCGCUUGGGCGGGAGUAGGCCGGGGACGUCGCAUUCUAAUGUUUCGGGAGAGUAGAGGGUGUUGGCUGACAUGGCAUUCUGCUUGGAGAAUGGAUGUGUUGAGGGGAGUAAUGGUUUGGCGGCUGUUCAUGGUCCACUACUGGCAUGGGCAGCAUCAGGUAAGCAUUGUACGAACAAGGUAGAGAUAGUGUCAAGGCUCAGAGCAACAACAUGAGGAUGCAAAUUGGCAUCUCCCACU
Parathielavia appendiculata is the source of this 2314-nucleotide messenger RNA. RefSeq names its product zf-C3HC-domain-containing protein. The transcript has 2 exons. Gene Ontology annotation, cellular component: nucleus. Gene Ontology annotation, molecular function: zinc ion binding. Lineage: Eukaryota; Fungi; Ascomycota; Sordariomycetes; Sordariales; Chaetomiaceae. Bases 287 to 2131 code for a protein of 614 amino acids. The record is from RefSeq and is a predicted model, not a curated record.